AUGGAGUCAGCAGUCACAACGGAAGCACAAGCAUUAUUUGAUUACGACCGACAACAUUUCGACGAGUUAUCCUUUAAAACCGGUGACAUAAUCAAAGUUUUGAAGGAAAUUGAUGGCGGUUGGUGGCACGGUGAAUUAAACGGUACACAGGUUUCAUGUUCUAGAUCCGCAGACACCAGCCACCUUCUAAGUUUUCAACAAGAGAUUGUGCAACAUAUCCUUGAGGGCGAAUCAAAACAAAUAGCUGACUUGAACCUGCUUAUACGCAUUUUGAAACCCAAUGUCGAAGUGCUGUCAGAAUUGCUGUCGCGGCCGAAAUUCGUUGGGAAAUUGUUUUUAGACGUUGCUAAGAACAUGGACCAGUUAGCGGGUGAAUACACACGUUCCUGUGCAUACAUUGAAUUUGGUCUACAGGAGGCCAUCACAACAAUCCCCGUUGCUGUUGGCGCAGCCGGUCAAGAUUUGUAUUCCACAAAGACCAAAUCCCUCUUUGCAAGUGUGCACGAUCGACUCUCACGUUAUCCCAUUCUGCUGAAGGAAACGGAGCGUUAUUAUGAGGAUCCUCAUCCUGACAGAACAGCAAUCUGCAAAGCGAUGCAAGUCUAUUCAGAGAUUUUGGACCGUUGUGAUCUGCUUCGCAACCUGCGGGAAGUGGAUAUUGAGGUGCUUUCGUCAGAAAUUCGUGGACUUCCCGAUCAGUCGCGUCCCCAAAUGAACGAUCCAACCUUGACCCUGAAAGCAAGCAUUUGCGUUGCUGACGCCGACGGUCAUUUUGUCAUUGAUUCCUCCAAGCCCCAAGCUGUUCUCCUCCUCUACCCCAGCUUCAUUCUCAUUCUCUCUGCUGUCGCUCCCUGGGUCUACCAGUUUCGCAUGCACGUACCUAUAUCAAACAUCACGGUGACAGCUUUGCAGGAGAAUGAAAACGUGAUUAGUGUCAAGAUUGUAGGUGGCAGUUUACCGUCGGAGGAGCACAACCUUCAUCUCUGGUGCACUGGGGUGUGCACUCGUGACCUCUUCUACUCUACAGUCAUAGAGUUUAUCCGAAACUCGAAGGUCGCUUCUUCCAAUGGCCCACAAAUCCUUCUGCUCAUCUCCAGUAAAGCUGUCCUCCUUGAAGAGGGCUCGAGCAGUUGCAUGGCACGAUCAAACGCCCCAACGGGCGGAUAUCUGCUGUUGAUGACCAAAUCCGCAGAGGCUCAACAGGAGGGCUUGUGGACUGUUGCCGCAAAUGACCAGUUCAGAGCGCUGCAACAAUAUGGUGGCUGCGAUUUGGGUGUCCGCAUAGGUCAACUUGCCACACGGAAAUGGUGUUGCGGUUUUUCAGUGGGCAGGACGGCAGGUGGUGCCAUUCUGCGUCAGCGCAGUGCUACACGGGCCGCCAAACCGGGCGGCUUGGGGUUGCUACGUCGUCGAUCUGCCGGUGGAGCUACCGACGAAGGCGGGUGCUCCGGCUUCGCUGCUGGCACUGCUGCGCCACACCUCUUUGCACUGCGCUCCUCUCACUCCGGUCCGAUUUGCGGUCCUGCUGCAGAUAGAGAGGCGGAGGCGUUCGAUGAUGUGCCUACGCCCCCUUCUACCUCACCGCCACCACCACCACCGCCUCGUACUAACGCUAUUGCUGUCACCGAUCUUACCAAUCUACCCGGAUGUCGAUUUCUAUCGCACGAAGUGCGGACUCGACCUCUUGUCAAGUGGCCUGAGGACAUCCUCACCAUGCCAAAGCGUCAAGAAGUCGCUCAUUCAAGCGCCUUUAAAAACCCUCAACAAAAUCUCCAAAACCAACAGGAGGACCGUCUAACCCAUCUACGUCUCGACUGCACCCCACUGCAGUCCCACUGUUCACUAAUCUCUGGCAGCGGUGGGGAAAUGCCUCCCCGAUCUGGUGCUCGAGUGACCCUCGCGGGUGGCCACGGAAAUCGCGGUUCCAGGCCCAAUUCACCUGGACGAUCUGGCGCCAGUGGUGAGGGCCGAGGGGCCGCCGCGUCUGCCGGCAAGGUCAUGCGACGCAAGCGUACCGACGAGGUCACACAACGCAACGAGAAAGACGCAAAGAUUCUGCAAAUCAUUGAACUCUACUGCGGCAGUGGCCUCCCGAAGGGCGCUCUCAAACCACUUGAUCUAACACAACUGCGGCUGAGUUGCACGGAGAUGAGGAUGAAGGAGAACUCGCUGCCUCCGCCCGGCACCACCGCACCCGUUGGCCCUACGGUGCCGCCGCGAACCUAUGAGAACAUCGACCCCACCCCUCCUAUGGUGCCCCUUCGUCCUCCACCCAUUAUUCUACCCACCUCGGCUUCUGCUCAGCCGGACACUUGUAUGUCAUCACCGGAGUUUGUAUUGGAAUUAAGCGAGGAACUGUUGGAAUCGGCUGUUUGA
Echinococcus granulosus is the source of this 2376-nucleotide messenger RNA. RefSeq names its product Rho guanine nucleotide exchange factor 7. Gene Ontology annotation, molecular function: protein binding; guanyl-nucleotide exchange factor activity. The coding region runs from base 1 to 2376 and encodes 791 amino acids. The transcript is spliced from 16 exons. NCBI's taxonomy places the organism in Eukaryota, Metazoa, Platyhelminthes, Cestoda, Cyclophyllidea, Taeniidae. The record is from RefSeq and is a predicted model, not a curated record.